Molecule: messenger RNA, 933 nt
Organism: Gongylonema pulchrum
Lineage: Eukaryota; Metazoa; Nematoda; Chromadorea; Rhabditida; Gongylonematidae
Source: the annotation of a GenBank genome assembly
AUGCUACCCUUUUUGAGGACAGGUCCGACCGCAGUGCAAGUGCCCGAUAUUCAGAUCAGCAGAAUUCCAAGCAGCUUGAUGGAAACCGCUGUUCAAGAAGCAGCUGAAGAAGUGCAAAAAGCCUUUGCAAAUUUGAAAAGGACUUACGAUUACGAUAUACUAAGCGGAGCGAGUAAACGAUAUGUCUAUUUAAAUCCGGUGGACGAGCUUAUUGGAAACCUCAGCUUUGCAGCAUACGUCAGCAUCGCUGCGUCCAGAAGACUUAGUUUUUUCGGUGGCAUGGGAAACGAAAAUGCAUGGUUUGAUGCGUUGAAUUCAACAACACUUCUCAAAUACUGUCCCCCGUUUUUACCUGAAAUUUGCCCACCGACGCAGUAUCGGUCAUUUUCCGGUUACUGCAACAACAUUCUACAUCCCUUUUGGGGCACCAUCUAUGAACCAAUGCAGCGUAUCCUACCGCCCAAUUACUACGAUGAGCAUCAUCAAGAUUCAGAUAUACGGAAUCCAAUCAACUGCUGCCAUAGAGAUGCUGGAAAUUUUGAAUGUGAUGCGCUGGAAGUGUCGCCAGAUGAUCCCUUUUACCGUGGCUACGUGAGGUGCCUACCGCGAAGUAGGACACUAGUGCUUCCGCGUGAAAACUGCAAGCUCGGUUCUCGAGAGCAAGCAAAUUUAGCGUCAAGCUUUCUCGAUGCAAGCAUCAUCUACGGCAGCACGCAUCAGAAUGCUGAUCGAAUUCGAUUGUUCAGCGACGGUAGAUAUCCAUUAUUUCUUUCAUUGACUCAUUCAUUACUUUACACUUCAAAACUAGUAAGAACCCCUCAUUUGUUGAUUCUGUAUAGGAGGUCCUUCCUUCGAGAAUUGUUUAAAAACAAGCGGAUGGCGGAUUUGACCCCUUGGUGUAUGUUGGAGUCAGUUAGUCAUCGAAAUGAAUGA